Molecule: messenger RNA, 777 nt
Organism: Rotaria sp. Silwood1
Lineage: Eukaryota; Metazoa; Rotifera; Eurotatoria; Philodinida; Philodinidae
Source: the annotation of a GenBank genome assembly
AUGAAUAUUGCAUGUACAAUUUGUUUGGAUCGAUUUUUUCUUUCGUCAAUUAUAUCAGCUUCUCCAUGUGGUCAUUUAUUUCAUGAUAAAUGUUUGGAUCGAUGGCUUGUCGACGAACGAAAAAAGACUUGUCCACAAUGUCGUACAUCAAUUACACCAAAACAAAUUUUAAAAAAACUUUAUUUAAUGGAACCACUCUGUCAAACACAAGUACCAUCUGGUGGUCAAGAUUCUUUUGAACUUCUUCAUCAACUUGAAACACAAGAAGCAAAACUACUCGAAUGUGAACAACGUUGUCGAAAAACUUUAAGUGAUUUACAAAAAAGUGAAGAACGACGACAAACAUUCGAAAAUGACGUCAUUUCAUUACGAAAACAAUUAACUGAACAAUCAAAUAAACAUCAACGAAUAAUAAAUGAACGAGAUGCUAAAAUUAAUAUGUUAAUUGAACAAUACAAACAUGUUGAUCUAUCAAAUAAAAAAGAUGAACAAAUUAAAUCUUUACAAGCAAAAUUAGGUGAAUAUCGAAACGUUGAACUAAUUUAUAAAGGUCUUGCAAGUAAUUUCAAAGCUGAAUUACAAAAAAUGGUUGGAUCUUGUCAAACAAUUCAAGAUAAAGAUCGUGUGAUAGAAGAAUUAAUACGUUAUAAUGUCAUAUUAAAAGAGGAACAUAGUAAAAUGUCAGAUGAUAAACAAGAUUUAAUAAGAAAUUUAGAUCGAAUAACUGCACAAUGUGAAAAAAUGCAAUUAGAAAAACGACAAGCACUUAAACGGUAA